UUUCAAUAUGAAACUCCUAUUGUUCGCAAACUUCCUAUUCCUUCUUCUGUACCUAUUCCCACUUGGCAGGAUCAUCCCGCCCAUGGAAUGAACAGGCUCGUUCGUCAGCAUGAAUUUGAUUAAGAGAUGAGAACAGAUGAAAGUGGAGUUAAGAGAGAAAGAAGGGAUGAAAGGUAUGAAGAUUGUAGAAGAUAAUGAUGAUUUAUGGAAAAUAUGGAUGGAUGUUCAGAUAGGUCAAAUAUUUUCAACUUUUGGCAAAAUCAGAAUCAAAAUUUUCAAGAAUGCAAAAAUAUAUGACAUCUUAACUUUUGAAUCAUCAGGAAUUCAUUCAAAUCCAAUCUACAUCAGUGAUACUACACAAACCUCUACUCAUACUGACACCUUUUUGAACUCACUCUACUACUUAGAAAACAUCACUGACACAUACACCUUCACAACCAUAAAUUCACACCAUUUCAUUGAUAUAUCUCUUGGCUCCCCACCAACUCAUUUGCAGCUGAGCUAUAAAGAUCCUGAGCCCAUCCUAUUCGCUCUCCCAAAUUUCCUGUACUAUCUAAUCCCGCUCCUCUUAUGCUACCUUCCUCUACACACAGGGUUUACUGCACCUUGGCUGUUCAGAUACUUAUCAGCUCCUGAAGCUCCAAGACACUCAAAAGUUUUAGUCAAUAUGUCAAUAAUAAGCCUGAUUCAGAUUUACACUAUCGUAUUUUAUUCAUCUGUUCUUGCCUUCUUAUACCAGAGUUUUAAUGGAGUCUUACACAGAGUGAGAAAUCUAGUGAACAGAGAAUAUUCAGGGUUUUGGGUAGACUGUAUGAAUAUUGAUUUGUAUUUUUCCUUUAAUUUCUGCAGGCAUCUAUUGAUCACAAGUCUUGAGCUUUUGGCGAGAAUUCAUCUUUUGGGUUGAAGGGGAUAGAGAGCCAGGACAUCGCUCUAUAAACCUUCAUAUCCUCCAAUAUAUAAUCAUAUGAUGGCUUGGUAUAAUCUCUGCAAGUUGGAUCGAUAUUUUUGCCUCUCCUGACAUCUACUUUAGAAUUUGUAUUGUUUACUUAGUAAAUAUACUGUUCAAUAUUGCAACUGGAAGAACUCUAGGUACUUAUUGGUUCUCAGAUGUGAUAAACUUUACCUGAUACGGAUACUUUUCAUUUGUUCUGAUGAAAGACUAUGUUUGGGUUGAUGAUGUGAUAAAAUAUUGGUUCAUCGCAUAUUUAGCUGUCCAAUCUGCUCUAAUUCUGAUCAUGAGAUCCCAGGAGACCCUUGGAGCUCGAUUCAUGCUCCCAUUGCAAUAUAGAAAGUAUUCUUUUGAUAAGUACAGAGAACCGUUAAUGGGAGACACUGAAAAAGAUAAUCAAAAUCUUAUGUGUGACUAUUGUUUGAACUCAUUGAAAGUUCCCGAACUUGAGUAUAACAUUCGCCCAAAGUUUGGAUACCCUAUAUGGGUAAAUAUCUACUACCAACUGCGUUGCAAACACAAUUUUCAUCAAAAAUGUAUCUUAAAUGCAAGGACCGAACAAGGAGGAUGCAUCAAGUGUGGCCGUGAGGUAGAAGAAUUUGUCCCUCUUUAAGUAAAAAUCUAAGGCAGAAUUUUCA
This is a messenger RNA of Moneuplotes crassus, 1587 nucleotides long. NCBI's taxonomy places the organism in Eukaryota, Ciliophora, Spirotrichea, Euplotida, Euplotidae. The record is from the annotation of a GenBank genome assembly.